This is a messenger RNA of Moneuplotes crassus, 936 nucleotides long. The record is from the annotation of a GenBank genome assembly. NCBI's taxonomy places the organism in Eukaryota, Ciliophora, Spirotrichea, Euplotida, Euplotidae.
AUUUAGUAAAAUUUUAGCAAGAAAUGGAGACUCUGAGUGAAUUUAAGAAGUUGAAGCUUCUGACGCAGAAUAUUGACUUAAUAAUAGGAAGAGUGGUCGAGAAAAUACAAGUGAGGUCUUUAAAAGAUGAAGACAACAAAGAUGAAAGUGAAGAUUUAAGUUGAGACCAAACCAGCCAAGUUGAUACAAUUCAUAUUAGUAGUAGAGGUCAGCCUAAUAAGCAUCAAGUAGAGAUUGAAGUGCCUUUAAGCGUCAGUAGUAGCUCUACUCCGUCAGUGCAGACAGAGGAAACUGAUUUGGGUUCUAUUGAUGACUCAUUUAUCUCAAAGACUACAGAAUCGACUAAUCUGAUGUCUAAUACUCUGAUUGAAUCGCAAAAAGAACCUUCUUAUGUUUAUAAACAACUUGAUGAGAAUCCAGAGUAUAUUAAGCUGCUCCAGAAAUUUAUCACUUAUUCUCCUCAUAAGAGAUUAAAAUAGGUUUGGCAAGAUUCUAUCUUGAGUUUUUGGGACAAAUCUCAAGAAAUACAAAGUAUACAGAAUUGCAUUACUUAAAGAAGAAAGAUCAGAUAAAAUUUAUGAAAAGAAUUAUGCCAUCUUUAAAGAUUUCGCUUUACAGAUUCAAGGUGUUUUAUUCAUGCAUGCAUCAACUGAAAGACCUCUAGAUAGAGCAUAUCUUUUUAGAGAUAGUGAAUUAAAUAGCCACCACGAGGCUGCGUACAAGAAAUUAAAGCCAUUCUUCCUCAAAAAGAGAUAUCUAAAAUACAAAACCAGAGAGGGUAAGAUUGAAAAAUGCUCUUCUGAGUACAAAGUAGUCAACGACUCGAAGAAAAUCCAAGUUUUCGAAACCGUAUACGACCCUAUACACCUGUCUGACCUCCGUGUGAUCGCAAAGGACCUUAUAAUAGACCUCUAAUCUCUACUUCAAUCACUUGUA